AUGGCAGAGUCUUUUGUUGACUUUAUUCAAUACGGGACUGGCGGAAGGGACUCGGGGAGUGCUAAUGUUCCACAGGUUGCCCUGGGCACUGGCAACCCUUGCUAUGCCACUGGGAGACUGGUUGGUUCACCUUUGCCCCUUUUGUGGAUCUCACAUGGCAAACUCUCUCCCUCUCCCAUCUGGUUAGAGAUCGCCCUCACCCCACAAAGUACCCUGCAACCCGCUGGUAAGUCUAAGGGACCUGCAGGAUUUGGGCAAUGUAUUACUCAUAAACUGUUUCCCAUUCCCUCAAAAUUUCACUGA
Messenger RNA from Podarcis lilfordi (Lilford's wall lizard), 303 nucleotides. The record is from the annotation of a GenBank genome assembly. Lineage: Eukaryota; Metazoa; Chordata; Lepidosauria; Squamata; Lacertidae.